Messenger RNA from Phytophthora sojae, 372 nucleotides. RefSeq lists its product as hypothetical. NCBI's taxonomy places the organism in Eukaryota, Oomycota, Peronosporomycetes, Peronosporales, Peronosporaceae. Gene Ontology annotation, molecular function: structural constituent of nuclear pore. Gene Ontology annotation, cellular component: nuclear pore cytoplasmic filaments; nuclear pore. The annotation marks the transcript as partial. Gene Ontology annotation, biological process: RNA export from nucleus; post-transcriptional tethering of RNA polymerase II gene DNA at nuclear periphery; protein import into nucleus. The transcript has a single exon. The record is from RefSeq and is a predicted model, not a curated record.
CUCCACCAUCUCACGGAGGAGGAAUUGGCACGCGUGGAGAACUUCGUGAUCGGCUGUCGCGGCUGCGGGAAAAUCUCCUUCGUUGGAGCCACGGACCUCCGCGGCCUUCAGCUCGACGAUGCCGUUGUGUUUUCCGACGGAGAAAUCGUGGUGUACCCGGAUGAACGCGCCAAGCCGGACGUCGGUUGCGCGCUGAACAAGCCAGCUAUCGUUGAUCUCCACGGCAUUUCCGCCGAGGUGAACGAGUCGCACGAGGACUUCUUGAAGCGUCUUGAGCGUCACACGCAGGCGUUGGGCGCAACCUUCCUGGGGUAUGACGAGGACGCGCAAGAUGGGAGCGGUGGCGUGUGGAGCUUCCGCGUGGAGCACUUC